GACCCCCGGGGAAGUGCUCCGCCGGGCACCACCGGGCGGGGACCCCGCUAGGGCGAACCCUGCCCGGGGGAGGGCAGCAGCCCCUCCGCACGGCAGGGAGCGGGAUGCGGACGGGCGGCCCCGGUCGCCCCUCAGCCGCCGCGGGCUCCGGGCGGGCGGCCCCUCCCCGGCCUCCCCGCCCCUGCCCCGCAUUGGCUGCGGGCGGCUGACGGGCAGCGGGGGCGGCCCCUGCCAGCCGGCGGCGGAGGGGAAUGCCCGCACUGGGGGUCCGGCCGCGCCGAGCCCAGCCGCGCCGAGGGGUGCCGAGCCCAGCCGCGCCGCGCCAGUGCCGCCAUGGGGGUGGAGAUCGAGACCAUCUCUCCGGGAGACGGACGGACAUUUCCAAAGAAGGGUCAGACGUGUGUGGUGCACUACACAGGAAUGUUACAGAACGGAAAGAAGUUUGAUUCCUCCAGAGACAGAAACAAGCCUUUCAGGUUCAAGAUUGGCAGGCAAGAAGUCAUUAAAGGAUUCGAAGAAGGUGUUACACAGAUGAGCUUAGGACAAAGAGCAAAGCUGACCUGCACACCUGAGAUGGCCUAUGGAGCCACAGGCCACCCUGGGGUCAUCCCUCCCAACGCUACCCUCCUCUUCGACGUGGAGCUUCUCAGGUUAGAGUGAAUCUUCUCCAGGAGACAUCUGUUAAUAACCAUCCGUUCCUUCUCGCCUUGUCAGCAGCGGGAGAAAUCUUCACUGGAAUCCCAAUCUUCCCUGCUCACGCUGUCCUGUCAAUAGCGCCUGCCGUGCGGUUUCUUCCUUACGCCUUCCUUCUCUUUUUUAACUUCGUGGUGUCCGUAUUUGCCUUUUAUUAGAAGCUUUGCUUUGGCAAAAAUAUCUACCGUUGUAACAUUUUCAAGUUGUACAUUUUAUUUAAUUUGCAUGUAAGAAGAAUUCACAGUGACGAUUGAAAAUAUAUAUAAAUAUAAAUACAUAUAUAUAUUCCUUAUUGAAAAACCACUGCCUUACUGUACACUUAAACCAAGAAAAAAAAAAAAAACAAACACAAAAGGUGCUCAAAAAAAAAUAAAAAUCCAAUGUACGCCUUGUACAUGAACGGGCAUUAGCCAACCAGAGUUACCUGCGCUGCCACUUUCCUCAACUUGUACGUUCUGCUUGCUGCUGUUUUAAAAAAUACUGUCUCAUUUACGAAUUAAAAGUAUAUAUAUAAAACAAUAAAAUCUUGAUACUUUA
Chroicocephalus ridibundus (black-headed gull) is the source of this 1230-nucleotide messenger RNA. It is a transcript of the gene FKBP1B, whose product is annotated as FKBP prolyl isomerase 1B. Bases 334 to 660 code for a protein of 108 amino acids. Lineage: Eukaryota; Metazoa; Chordata; Aves; Charadriiformes; Laridae. The record is from RefSeq and is a predicted model, not a curated record. Gene Ontology annotation, molecular function: peptidyl-prolyl cis-trans isomerase activity. The transcript is spliced from 4 exons. Gene Ontology annotation, biological process: protein peptidyl-prolyl isomerization; regulation of cardiac muscle contraction by regulation of the release of sequestered calcium ion. Gene Ontology annotation, cellular component: sarcoplasmic reticulum membrane; cytoplasm.